GCCGGCGCCGCGGUUCGAGGCCGCGCGCUUGCAAGCAACGCGCCGUCCAGAGCUCGUUCACCACAAAUUAUUCACGCUGUGGUCAAUAGUUUGGCUCGGGCGACGCGCUCCGACAACCACAGCGAGUCCGCCCCUUUAGACUCGCGAGGGCCUCAGGACGCGCCUGACGCCGCGCGCAGCACUGCGCAACGCGCGAGCGCCGAAACGCGCCUAAAGCAUGGCCAAGGCCGACGUCGAGAUGGCCGACGCCGCGCCCGCGCCCGCGCCCGCCGCGGCCGACGACAAGGACAAGGCGCCGCCGCCCUUCGACGUCGCCCAGGGCAUCGCGAAGAACGUUGGGUUUGUAAGAAAGGCCGUGGAAGGUUCCCAGCCGCGAUUACUCGCGCGCGCGCUCCGGAACACGACGCCCGUCCGCCGGAAGUGUUGUGCCGCGGACCUCGCAAACGCUCUUAGGGCGCACUUGCCUUCUGAUGCGCGCGUGCUGCGGGACGCGGCGCUCGCUGCAUUAGGACCCGUCGAAACGGAUGCGGCCAUGACGGAUGCUGAUGAGGUCCCCGAGGACGCGCCCGUGGAAGUGGAAGUGUAUUUAGCGUUUCUGGUGGUCGCGUUUCUGGUCAGGGAGAAGAGGUAUGAGGACGCCACAAAACUCUGCGAGGCGUCCUUACCAAGGCUGCGGACCAUGAUGCGGGAGCGUAGAGCCGUGGACGCUUUGGCAGCAAAAUUCUACUUCUACCUGGCCUUAUGUCACGAGAAGCUCGGCACUUCUGCCAAUGUUGCCGCUACAUUAUUCGCGGCCCAUAGGACCGCGGUCUUGCAGCACGCCGACGUGUCUGCGGCCACGUUGUUGAAUGCAUUACUGCGCGGUUUGUUAGCCGCCAAUAGAGUAGAAGCUGCCUUAAAACUCGUCUCGAAGACGGACUUUCCCGAGUCGGCGUCGAACCCCCAGUUCUGCCGCUACUUGUACUAUACGGGUCGCAUCCAAGCUUUGCAAUUGGACUACACGGACGCCCAUACCAAAUUGAUGCAGUCGCAGCGCAAGGCGCCGGCCACAACAGCUGUGGGGUUUCGCGUCGAGAUCCAGAAGCUCGCGGUUUUAGUGCAGUUAUUGAUGGGCGAGGUACCUGAUAGAAGUUCGUUUGAGGGUUUUAAGGGCAGGGCGCUCGAGCCCUACUUACAACUCACAAGGGCGGUGCGGAGGGGAGACCUACCGGCUUAUCGCGCGUGCGUCGCGGAGCACGCGGAUACGUUCGAUCGCGACCGGACGCGGUCGUUGGUAGCAAGGUUGGAACGAAAUGUCGUCAAGACGGGCCUGAGGAGGUUAAACGUCUCCUACUCGAGGAUCUCGUUGGACGACGUCCGCGCGCGACUCCACCUCGACAGCGCCGCCUCCGCGGAGUUCGUCUGCGCCAAGGCUAUUAAAGACGGUGUUAUAGAUGCGGUCAUCGACCACGACAACCAGCAGAUUAGAUCUAAAGGAGUCGCCGACGUCUAUAGUACGAACGAGCCGCAGAAGGCCUUCCACCGGCGCAUCGUCUUCUGCCUCGACGUGCGCAACGAGGCCGUCAAGGCCAUGCAGUACCCGCCGGACACGGGCAAGAAGAAGCAACCGGAUGAGGACGACAAGGAGGAGAAGCAGACGGACGAGGAGAUCGCGAAGGAGAUCGAGGAGGAGCUGGGCGACGAGCUGCCCUAGGUUUGUCCGUCUUUA
Molecule: messenger RNA, 1708 nt
Organism: Pelagomonas calceolata
Lineage: Eukaryota; Pelagophyceae; Pelagomonadales; Pelagomonadaceae
Source: the annotation of a GenBank genome assembly